AUGGACAGAAGCCAGGAAGCAUUUAGCAAAUCUUCACGUCAAAGCCAACAAGCAACCCCCGGCACCUGCAAAUGGUUUGGAAUGGAUUGGGAUCUGAUGGGUUGGGUUUUGGGCUUCCUGUCUGGGGUGGCACUGGGCGCGACCUUGGUGGGCGUGGCCCAGGCCAUUAUUAUUAUUACUCCCACAAAACCUGUGGAACAGACCACCAAGUGCCAGAUCUAUUGGAGGAAACAUUCCUGGGCUCUCGAAGAUUGUGUCUGCCGCGUCUACCAGAAUGAUUGUUUAAUGAGGGAAGAAAAUGAUAAGCGGGAGAAGGCUGGAAAGACGCCUCUAAUUCCUGUCUCAGAGAAGGUUUGCAAGAAGUUCAUCAAGGCCAAAUGCCUCCUUGGAUGGCCUGUGGUGGCCAAGUUCCCCGUUCCCUCGCCUUGUGGAUGCAAUGGCAAACCAGGCAGCCUUGAAAUCAAAAAGUUCAAGAGCUUGUGUGAACUGCAGAAAUACGCAGCCGAGUGCUCGAAACCCUACAUCAGCUACUCAAAGUGCUAA
Molecule: messenger RNA, 543 nt
Organism: Drosophila eugracilis
Lineage: Eukaryota; Metazoa; Arthropoda; Insecta; Diptera; Drosophilidae
Gene: Sgs5bis
Product: salivary glue protein Sgs-5
Exons: 4
Coding region: 1-543 (180 amino acids)
Source: RefSeq, a predicted model, not a curated record